This is a messenger RNA of Homalodisca vitripennis (glassy-winged sharpshooter), 2057 nucleotides long. Its product is annotated as long-chain fatty acid transport protein 4-like. Lineage: Eukaryota; Metazoa; Arthropoda; Insecta; Hemiptera; Cicadellidae. The record is from RefSeq and is a predicted model, not a curated record. The coding region runs from base 58 to 1959 and encodes 633 amino acids. The transcript has 11 exons. Gene Ontology annotation, biological process: triglyceride homeostasis. Gene Ontology annotation, cellular component: endoplasmic reticulum. Gene Ontology annotation, molecular function: long-chain fatty acid transmembrane transporter activity; long-chain fatty acid-CoA ligase activity.
CAGUUCACUGAGUUUCUUUCAGACAAGUGAACAUAGAGUGUCAGUGCAAACUUCACGAUGGAGGCAUACAUGACUGUUAUUUUAUUGGGAAUAUUUUUCAGCAUUUUCCACUGGCAGGCAUCAUUAUGUGUUUCUAUAGCAUACCUUGGGAUAUUCUACUGGAAGCAAUUACACAUCAUAAUAAAAACACUACCUAGAGAUCUUCGAUGCUUGUACCGAGUGAGAAAAAUGGUAAAUAGAACACUUCAUUGCAAGAACAAGAACACAUCUGUAGUAGAUGCCUUUUACAGUCAGCUGAAGAAAAAUCCAAGAAACCCGUGUUACUAUUUUGAAGAUCAAAUUUGGACAUAUAAGGAUGUGGAAGACUACAGCAACGAAGUGUCAAAUGUAUUCAAUGACGUAGGAUACAGCAAGGAUGACGUGGUGGCUGUUCUGAUGGGCAACUGCCCUGAGUAUGUUUGUACAUGGUUAGGGUUGGCCAAACUGGGUGUGGUGUCUGCCCUAAUAAACACAAACCUGCGCCUGGGUGUCCUUGCUCAUUGUAUCAACAGCAGCAAUGCUAAAGCCAUCAUCUUUACCGACAAGUUCGCCUCAGUUGUACAGGAGGUGAGAGAGCUACUGGAGCAAGAUGUGAAGCUGUACCAAGUUGGAGGCUCGGCUAGCGGAGAUGUACAAGACCUCAGUAAGUUGAUGACCUCCGCCUCCCAGAAGCCACCCAACACGAAGUACAAACCUGGCUACAGCGAUCAGCUGCUGUACAUAUACACUUCUGGCACAACAGGCAAACCUAAGGCUGCUCGCUUCCCUAAUUCAAGGUUUCUACUGUUGACUAAUGCUGGACAGUGCCUGCUCAAUCUGCGACAUGACGAUGUGAUGUACAACCCACUUCCACUGUACCACGUGGCAGGGGGAGGACUGGGAGUGGGGCCCGCUCUCGUGUUGGGCAUUCCAUGUGUCAUAAGGGCCAAAUUCUCCGCCUCAGGAUAUUUUGAAGACUGUAUCAAAUACAACUGCACGGUUGGGCAGUACAUAGGGGAGAUGUGCCGGUACAUGUUAGCCUCCAAACCUCGGCCCGAGGACAGGCAGCACAAAGUCCGUAUGAUGGUAGGGAACGGUCUGCAAGCUUCCAUCUGGAGACAGUUCGUGGAGAGAUUCGGUGUCACAAACAUCAUAGAGCUUUAUGGUGCAACAGAGGGGAAUGUAAACAUGGGAAACUUGAACGGCAAGAUUGGAGCUAUCGGCUGCAUCCCACAAUGUCUCCCCCGAGCACUCAUUCCCGUGGCCAUCAUCCGCGUUAACGAGGAGACCAACGAGCCUAUCCGGACCAGCAAGGGGCUCUGCAUCUGGUGUAAACCAGGAGAGACUGGAAUGUUUGUUGGGGCCAUCAAGCAGAACGAUCCAACGAGGCAGUACCAUGGAUACUUAAAUCAAGACGAAUCCAAAUCCAAAGUUAUUUAUGAUGUAUUCAAGAAAGGGGACCAAGCGUUUGUUUCAGGAGAUUUGGUGACAAUGGAUGAAGAAGGUUAUAUAUAUUUCAAAGACCGCACAGGAGAUACAUUCAGAUGGAAAGGAGAGAAUGUGUCAACAUCUGAGGUAGAAUCAGUUGUCAGCUCUAUCAUUGGUCUACGAGAGUGUACAGUGUAUGGUGUACAAGUGGGAGAGAUGGAGGGGCGGGCUGGGAUGGUUGCUGUAGCGGAAAGUGAGGUACCACUAGACCUGCCCGGACUCGCUGAAGGUCUGGACCGUGCUCUACCGACCUACGCUCGUCCUCUGUUCCUUCGACUCACACCCACUCUGCCCCACACUUCCACCUUCAAGCUCAAGAAAGUGGAUCUCCGGAGGGAGGGGUUUAACCCGGCCAACACCUCUGACCGACUGUACUUCCGUCAGUCCGCUUCAUUUACCCGCCUCACCUCCGAGCUGUACCAGGACAUCGUUACGGGGAAGGUCAAAGUGUGAAUGUCAAUUAUUGAUCCAAUAUUCACAGUUCUUUUUAAAUUACUUCAGUCCACAAUGUAUGAUUCUUUUAUAUGAAAUAAAACUCAAUGCAAUUAUUA